This is a messenger RNA of Melopsittacus undulatus (budgerigar), 5478 nucleotides long. RefSeq names its product TOG array regulator of axonemal microtubules protein 1-like. Gene Ontology annotation, cellular component: cytoplasmic microtubule; cilium. The transcript has 20 exons. The record is from RefSeq and is a predicted model, not a curated record. Gene Ontology annotation, molecular function: microtubule binding. Gene Ontology annotation, biological process: microtubule cytoskeleton organization. Lineage: Eukaryota; Metazoa; Chordata; Aves; Psittaciformes; Psittaculidae. The coding region runs from base 272 to 4855 and encodes 1527 amino acids.
UGUGCUUCAGCAGCGCCAGCGGCGCAGCCUGUCACCGACCGACGGCUCCACUCCACGGCUCUCGACUUCUGCAGCGGCGCACACGUUUUCCGCAGCGCCGGCGACGGGGUGGGGGUGAGGCUGUGGUGAGGAGUGUGCCAGCCCUCCGCCGAAAUUUCCCCCGGCCACCGCGCCAUGGUCGGUCCCGCGCGGGCGCGGUGCGGGCCGUCUCUUAGCGACGGCAGCGCUGUAGCGUGCGGGGUUGCCGGGAUGGCUUAGUGCUGUGCCGCGCAUGGUCGCGGCCGUUAUGCUGCCGCCGUGCACCCGCGAUAUGGAGGUGCCCCCAGACCCUGGGAUCCCGCCAAGACUCGGCCGCGAGCGCACCGUGAGGGCGGGUGAGGGGAGUGCUGCUGCCGCCGCCGCCGCCGCCGUGGAGCUGCCGUGGGGGCUGCGGCCGGUGCUGUGUCGAAAAGCCCUACGCGAGCGGCGCCGCGGGAGCGACUGCUUCCCUACUGACUGCCGCGAUGCCGGUGAGCUGUACCGCAGCCUGGCCCCUCAGCUGGAUGGCCCCGUGUCCCGCGGGAGGCGGGAGGAAGAGCCUGGAGCUGAGCCUUUGCCACCCACCGGCAGUCAGCAGCCGGUUGAUGAGGGCACGGCGCCGCUGCCCUCCUCUCAGCCCGGCGGCACCGGCCUCAAGUUCGGGCUGCUGGCGCCGGAACUGCACGCUCGCCUGCUGGAUCAGGAGGACUACAGGAACCGUACACAAGCGGUGGAGGAGCUGAAGAGGGUGGUUGAAGAUGCCAGCCAGGUCGUGGUGACCUCCGUGCCUGCCCCCAGCAUCCUGGGGUUCAUCGGCCUUCUCUGCACUCUCCUCAGUGACUUCAACUUCAAGGUGGUGCUGGGAGCAUUGGAGGUGAUCUGUCUGCUGGCUCUGCGCCUGGACAACCGGGUCAAGGACUUCCUGACGCCUCUGUUCUCUGCUGUUACUAAAGUCCUGGGGGACAGCAAGCUGGCCGUUCGGCAGGGUUACAGGCGCCUACUCCGGUGGCUCAUGAAGGCAGUGGGUCCUCAGCAGGUGCUGGACUUGCUGCUGCAGCAGGAGUACCGGCAGCACAAGAACUCCAAAGUCCGUGAGGAGGUGAUCAACAUGUGCAUUGUGGCCCUCCUCACUUAUCCAAGUGAAGAGCUGGAUCUGGGCAAGCUGGCGUUUGAGCUGGCUCCAGCACUGGUGGACAACAAGCACAGGGUCCGGCAUGCUGCCAUGGAAGCUUUUGCUGUGCUGGCGUCUGCCAUGGGCCCAGGCAAAACCACCCUUCUCUUCAAGGCGGUGGAUGCUGUGGAACUGAAAGACAAUGGGGAUGGUUUGAUGCAUGCAGUGCAAGCUAGGCUGGCCAGGAAGAUUUUGCCAAAGCUUACUGACCAAGGGUUUGUAGAGUAUGCUGUGCCCUUGCCAUCAUCUUGUCAUAACAGGGAGUCCUGUUUACCCCCAGGAGCAGAUACAGACUGGCUCUUGAUGUGUGACAGGACUCGGAGCGCACACAGCUACUGCGGGUAUGAGGUGAGGGUUGAUGCUCUGCAAAAUUCCAGUUCUCACAGUGCGGGUGCCAAUCAAGUAGCACGUUCAAGAAAAGUCUUGAGUACAUAUAAAAUUAAAAACAAACUGCCUUGGGAAAACAAGCAUGCUGAAGACAAGGAAGUUGGUUCAGGAGUCAAGAUGCCUGUAGCAAAGGGUGUGGAGCAGUUCCCUACAUCCAGUGAUUUACUUCAUUUUCCAGAGUUAAGGCCCUCUCAAGGAGUACCAGUCAGUGAUGAGUUACAUUUUAGUAGAAAAAGAACUUCAGGGAAUUUCAUUCAGAAUAGCAUAGAUUUUAAGUCGGAGCAUUCUUCUGUCUGUGCUGGUCCUGUGGGCUCUCAUCAGCCGCAAAUAUCAGGGAAAUGUGGAAAACUUGGAUACACACAGACACGUGGAAAGAGUGGUAGUGUAGAAUCUGAUCUACAAUUUUUAGGAUUAAGUAACUGUCAGCAAGACAAAGGUUGUACCAGCCUAAAUUUUUCCAGCAAGACCCAGAGAAGUUUUUGCAAUCAAGCAGAGAAUACAGUGCCCUUCCAAGGUCCUAAUGCAAGCCAGGGCACCUUCACUCUGCCAACUUGCCCUCUGUCAUCACCCAGGAACAGCCCAAAACACAUCUCCUCCCCAGCCGACUCUCCAAGGAAGUCACAAGGGGAGAAUUUGCAGGAGAAACGUGCUCCUCUGCAGCUGAAACCCACCCUGGUGAGGCAGCCAGCCCCCUGCAAGCCCCUGAAUGGGACAAAACCCAUCCCUCCCAUUCCCUGCCUGCUGCCAGAUAAGGUUGAAUUAAAUCUGACAAAGUGGAGAAAGGAAGAGUGCAAGGACAUGAGGCUGAAUAAAGCAGAUGGGAAGCUUGCAGCAGCUGAUCUUUCAGAGUUAACUGUGGAUGGUGAGGAAGUGGACCAGGAAGAGAUGAAGAAUUCAUUAAGAUUGCUACGAAACAGUGCAGCUAAGAAAAGGGCAGAGCUAAGCAGCAACAUUUCAUGUCUUGAAAGUCCUGAUUCUGCUCUUAAACUUGAUCUGUCUGUGGGUUCCCCCUCCCAUGCGUCCUGCCCGAGCGUGGAUGCCCACAGCGAAAGCGGUGUUUGCAGCCAGGAGUCUCUAACUUCACCUAUGUCCACAGUCCCCCACAGAAGGAGAAUGUCAGACAAUUUUCUACUACUUGACAGAAAACCACAGACUGCAAGAACAUUUUCUGCAAGAAAGAGAGACCCUAGUGUGGCAGCACAUAACACCAGCACAGGUCUUACGGAGCCAGCAUCUAGUUUUCCACAGAUACACAAUCUAGAUUUCAUCUCACAAAGUGUCCCGUCUGAAGAUGCAGUUGCAAUUGUUGGUAAAGGUGUUUCUGAAAAUCCUCCUGCACCAGCGUACAGACAGUCUCUAGCAUGUAUAGCUAAUGGAGAUGAUCAGGCUUUGAAUGAGACAAGUGAGCAGUCAUCAGGUACCUGUAGGAGAAGCAUCCAGCAGAACAGAGCUUCUCAUUUCUACAUUGAAAAUGAAGAAGAAGAAAAUAGAGUUAUGUUGUCAAAAUGUGCCCAGGAUAAGAUGAAGCGGAAUGGAAGAAAAGAAAAGGAAUACAAUCAUAAAGAAUAUCAGGUUGUCAAAGACCUUGGAGGAAAGGAUCAAAAACCUGGGGAAAACCUUGAACCAAAUGAACCAGAGAUAAUGACAGCAGAAAAUGAAAUUUCUGUUAGGGCACAAGAAUACUGUAAAGAAAGGAGGCCAUCAGUCACAGGAUUAAUGAACACAUCGGAACUGUUGCCCUUCUCAAAGCCGGAAACGGCACUGACAGAAGCCUUGACACUUCUAGCUGCAGAUGACUGGGAGAAGAAAAUGGAAGGUCUGAACUUCGUUAGAUGUUUGUCUGCCUACCAUGCAACUAUUCUGACUGCAGAGCUACAUGAAACAAGCAUUGCUGUGGCUCAAGAGGUCAAGAAUUUACGCUCAGGUGUUUCUCGAGCUGCUGUGAUCUGUUUAGGGGAUUUGUUCACCUACCUGAAAAAGAGCAUGGAUCAAGAACUAGAUUAUACAGUCAAAAUCCUUUUGCACAAAGCUGGUGAAUCCAACACAUUUAUAAGGGAAGAGGUAGACAAAGCACUGAAGGCUAUGGUUAAUAAUGUGACUCCAGCACGUGCACUUUGUUCUCUUAUAGAUGGAGGGCAAAGCCACCUGAAUUCAGCUGUGAGAAGCUGCACAGCUCGGCACCUCUCAGACACUGUAGAACAUAUGGGCCUGGACCGGAUUCUGUCUAAAAUCAAAGUUGUCGCUGAUAGGCUUUUCCCUGCAAUAGUCAAGUUUACACAGGAUAGUUCACAACAAACAAGGUAUUAUGGUCAAAAGAUGCUCUUCAGUAUGAUGACUCAUCCUGAUUUUGACAAAACAAUUGAGAAGUAUGUGUUGACCAAGGAUUUGCCUUAUAUUAGGAAAUGUGUUACCCAACUACGUGAAAAGGGUUUGGGUGGGCUGCCAUUAGAUACACCCUCAGCAAAAGGAGGACAUUCCCAUACUCGUAGCGUUGGACAUUUGAGAGAUACUAUCAACAUCACUGACAGAGAGACUACAGAAGCCUAUGAAGUCAAAAGAAAAACAGCUCCCCGUAAUUUACUAGAAAAUGAAGAAUAUGUUAAAGACAUUACAGGUUUAUUGACCGCAAAGGACUUCCGUGAUCGAAUACGUGGCAUUAAGCAGUUGUUACUUGAUGCAGAGCAUAACCAAGGCUUUGUUGUUGCAAACAUCGUGAAGAUUUUUGAUGCUUUCAACUGUCGCUUAAAUGACUUAAAUGGCAAAGUAAAUCGGAUUGCUUUGGAGACGAUGCACCAGAUAAUUCCGUUGCUGAAAGACAAUUUAUCACCUGUGAUCAACAUGUUAAUUCCCGCCGUGGUUGACAACAACCUGAAUUCCAGAAACCCAGGGAUUUAUGCAGCUGCCAAAAAUGUUAUUCAGGCUCUGUGUCAACACCUAGACAACUACUUGCUCCUUCAGCCAUUUUGCACAAAAGCCCAGUUUCUAAAUGGAAAAGCCAAACAAGACAUAACAGAAAAGCUUGCUGAUAUUGUGAGGGAGUUAUACCCACGGAAGCCUAAGAGUGUGGAGCAGAAAGUUCUAGUUGUCCUUUGGCACCUUCUGGGAAACAUGACGAACAGUGGCUCUUUGCCUGGGACUGGAGGGAACAUUCGGGCAGCCACAGCAAAACUGUCAAAAGCACUUUUUGCACAGAUGGGACCACGUCUCUUAACUUGUGCUGCAGCUCAGUCACCACACAUUAAGAAGACUUUAGAAGAACUUUUGGAGGCAGAAAGCUAAAGUAAUGAUUCCUGUGCGUGCAUGAAGCUCCAUCAGCUGCUAGGACAGAUGGACUGCUGUUUAUAUGGAAACACUCCACACCAUCUCCUGUUCUUUUAUUGUGCUGGUGUCUCUAGUGGAGAAAGGUCGUCACUGGAAGAGCAUGGAAGGUGCUGGGAUAGGGAAGUCACCCCUGCUCUCCUGCAUGUUUCUCUAGAGGCCACAGCACAGCACCCUAGGUCUAGUAAUAGAUGGUUAAUGAAUAAAUACAUCUGACAUGUUUUGACUUGGUUUUAGCACCGAGCUUUACAUUGGUAAGUGGAAGAAAAUCCUGGAGACAGUUAAAUAGCACAGCAGGGUUUGGUGUGGCAGUUAUGAAGAACGUGUAUUUUUAUAACUCCCCUCUGCAGUUGUGCGGUAUUCACGUUCUGUGCCUGCUGGUACGGUACUGUAACGUUGCUUGCUGGCUGUGCAUGCUCAUCGGUACGGAACACACGGCUCCACCAGCUCGCAAGGAAGCACGGGCUCGCUGUGAGGAAAAAGAGCCUUUUCCCUUUCCUUUCCCCCGGAAGCACUGGUAAAGCGGAGGCCUCGGUAUCCGCCCCGUCCCCCACCUCCGUUACUGUCGCGUUUUACACGGGAAC